AUGGGUGGUAGUUCUGGAUGGACCUCUUUACUUGCCACGAAUGCUCUUUCUGUUUGGAAUUAUGCUAAGCUGCCGGCUGUGAAGGAUGCACAUCUAGCGCCACUCUCCACACAACAAAGAUAUCCUGUCUGCAUUUUUAGUCAUGGUCUCGGAGGUAAUUUCAAUACUUAUAGCUCGAUAGUGGGAGCCCUUGCCAGCUGUGGUGUUAUAUGCGUUGCGCCGGAGCACCGAGAUGGUAGUGCGCCGAUCUCGUUCAUCCGGGACGACAAAGGCCAGAAUGCCUCUUCUAUACCCUACCAGAAGCACUCACACGCUCCAAGCACCGAAGUUUUGAAUGCGCGUAAUGCACAACUACGUACUAGGCUCUGGGAGCUAGACUUGACGUAUGCAGCUGUGACGGCCCUCAAUAAUGGGAAGUCGUUCACAAACUAUGCAACGCAUACAGACAAAAAAGCCGAACAGAAAUGGCAUGAUGUGCGAGCCACGUUUAAAGACAAGCUGAAUCUAUCACCUGGACAGGUAACAUGGGCAGGACAUUCCUUCGGCGCUGCGACGAUAACUCAGUUUGUGAAAUCUGUAUUCUACCAUCAAUAUCUUCCUGAAGACAAGUCCGACCGUACUUCGCGCGAGCCAUGGGAUUGGACACCUUUAUACAAAUGCACCUCAGGCAGUGAUUUGGUACGCCAGAUUCGAGCUGAAAGUCCUGUUGCUCUACUCGAUCUGUGGACCAUGCCACUACGCAGCGAAACGACCAAAUGGCUUUGGGAACUUCCAAUGCCAUGUUAUCAUCGGAAGCAACAGUCGAACUCUAAAGAAAUACCCAACACAGUAGCAGUCAUGUCUGCAGAGUUCUACAAGUGGACAGAACUGCUACAAAGAACCCGCGCCCUACUCUCUAGGACUCCAGUAGCCGCACUCGCAGAACUCAACAAGCAGAAACAGAAACAGGAGCAGGAUCGAGACAAACAGGCACCGGUCAUCAAAGACAAUACCAGACCCAGCAAUCCAAUACCUGAACUCUCCAAAGAAACAAAAGAAAGCGUAGCAGACCACCACCACAACACAUCCCAAACAACGUCCACACAAUCCUCAAGGACACCAUCCCCAACACCUUCCCACCCCGAUCCUCCCUCCGAAACACCAUCGCCAGCAUCCUCAUCAUCCACAUCCCUCAUACCAAACACACAAGACGAAGAAUCAAUCCCAUCCUCAGCCUACACAAACGCAACCCAACCACAUCUCUACCACGUCCCUCACUCAGCUCACCUAUCCCAAUCAGAUUUCGGCGUCUUGUUCCCGAAUCUCACGAAAUACGUCAUGAAAGCCGUUGAGCCUGAAAAGACUUUGCAAUUGAAUUUGCGGGCGAUUUUGGCUGUCAUGAAAGGUCAGGGACUGCCUGUGAAGAGCUUGAUGAGGAACGGGGAAGAGGAUGAGAUUUUGACGGAGAAGAUUAAGGAGAUGAGGUGGGGCGACCUAGCCCAUUCAGAAGAGGCGCAGAUUCUUAACGGACAAUUUUAUUACCACAUUGCUGAUAGUAGCCGCGCUUACUCGAAGACUGGGAUCACGAUGCGGCAAAAUGCCCGAGCUGCUCACGACAUUUCCAAUCCAUUCCGGUCUUUGAAAGCGUGCCAGCAUCACCACACCUACCUGGCGCACGCUGUUGAUGCCCUGCAAGAACCUCAAGCAUUUCAUUCAAUGUAA
Messenger RNA from Lithohypha guttulata, 1701 nucleotides. RefSeq lists its product as uncharacterized. Bases 1 to 1701 code for a protein of 566 amino acids. The record is from RefSeq and is a predicted model, not a curated record. NCBI's taxonomy places the organism in Eukaryota, Fungi, Ascomycota, Eurotiomycetes, Chaetothyriales, Trichomeriaceae. The transcript has 2 exons. Gene Ontology annotation, molecular function: 1-alkyl-2-acetylglycerophosphocholine esterase activity.